GAAAUCUACGAACCAUCUUCGUAGUUGCUUGGAGAGAGUGAACGAGGCAUCAAAUAUUGUACUGACCUACCACGAACACACAACUUUCGACAUGAGGACUUUUAUGUUGGCUUGUUUCGCCGUUUUGGCCGCAGCAGAAGAUGUGACGGUCAAAAUCAAGCAAGGCGGAGUCAAAGGAAACCGACAAGACCACGAUCACGGCCAAUACUAUUACGCCUUCAAAGGUAUCCGAUAUGCCCAACCACCGACAGAAAAACUCCGAUUCCAGGCUCCCGUAGAGGUCGAGAACUGGACCGGAGACUUUGACGCCACUGAUGAUGGUAACAUUUGCCCUCAAUAUGACAUCUCACAUAGCAGAGCCGUGGGUGACGAGGACUGUCUUAACCUCAACGUGUACACGCCCAAGUUGGACAACAAGAAGCGAGCUGUGAUCGUGUACCUCCAUGGCGGAGCAUUUAUCAUGGGAGGCGGUGCCUCUUACUUUUUUGGCCCCAACUAUCUCUUGGAAAACGAUGUGGUCUUGGUCACUUUGAAUUACCGCCUGGGACCUCUGGGAUUUUUGGCCACCGAAGAUAAGGCUGCCGGUGGCAACUUUGGUAUCAUGGAUCAAAUUUUGGCUCUUAAGUGGGUCAAGGCUAAUAUUGAGAAAUUCGGAGGGGAUGCCAGCAAAGUGACUUUGUUGGGAGAGGAUUCUGGUGCCGCUUCUGCCACUAUCUUGGCCAUGAGUCCAAUGGCCGAAGGUCUUUUCCAUGGCGUUAUUGCCUUGUCCGGAAACGCUCUUUGUGAUCAAUAUAUGCAAACUAAACCCCAGGAAGCUGCCGCAGACCUCGCCACUCGUUUGGAGUGCUCCUCGGAAAAGGGAUCUGAUAUCGUUGACUGCUUGAGACGCCAGACUCAACAAGACAUCAUCCUGAAGUCCAAUGACAUGUACAUGUUCUUCUCCUUCCCAAGAUGGUUUGUUCCCAAUGUGGACGGAGUGGUCUUGGCCGAUACCCCUGAGAACCUCUUGUCUCAAGGCCGAUUUGCCAAGGUUCCCUUCAUUAUUGGUCAAACUAAAGACGAGGGGGCCUUCUUCUACCGACUCACUCUGAACUCCUUCAACAACGGCGUGUAUGACGACAACUUCAUUGACCACAAGCUUCCCCGAAUCCUGCCCGUCCUCUCCAAUUUUGAUUCCAAACUCUACCCUAUUACUCGCCAAGUUCGUAAGAAGUAUUUCGUGAACGUGGACAUGGAGAACGAGGACGAGUUCCGACCUAAAUACGUGGAAUUCCUUACCGAUUUGAUGUACACUCGUUGUACCGACAAGUUCGCCAAGAUCUUGGCCAACCAUUCCGUUCCUACUUACGAGUACUCCUUUGAUUACCGUGGCCAAUACUCGAUCGUUAACCUUCAGGGCGAACAAGUGGACAUGGGCGUGGCUCAUGGCGAUGACUUGCAAUACAUUUUCGCCGACAUCUGGGGUGAAGAGUUGACCAUGUCCAGCGCUGACAAGAAGUUCGUCAAGAACGUGUUCACUCCCAUGCUCACAAACUUUGCUAAGACAAGUGUGCCCACUCCUCAAAUUACUGAUAUGAUCAACGUGGCUUGGGCUCCAUUGGCUCCCAACAAGAACAAGGUUUAUCACAUCGGUUCCAAGCUCUCAGUGGAUGAGAACUGGAAGAAAGACGCUCUUAAGUUUUGGUCAGAGGAUAUUCCAAAUAUUUUCAAUAAGAAAUCAAAGAAGGCUGAGAAAAAAGCUGCCAAGGAAGAGCUUUAAAUGACGAUCUAGCCAGUGAUAUUCAUAUAUUUAAAUUGAUACCAUCUGUAUUGAGGACAAAGUUUGGCAUUAAAGCUAUAAUACCAAUCUUGAGAAAAGUGUCCUAGCCUUUGAAGCCUUUUUUACCCUCCUAUUCAGAGGGUCAAAUCUAUAAACGAUAAAUUUUCACCCCAGGAACAAAAAUUUGGGACAACUUGCUCACAACAACGUCACAAAAAUCUUCCAAACGUUUUGAAAAUGAUGACUAAUUUCAUACUUAGCUCAUUGUUCCGGUACUCUCAAAAAUACUCAUGUUGUACAUAAACGUGUGCUUUACAAGAGAAAUGGAAUAAACACAGGUUGGACGUGUCUUCGUCCGAAUAUAAAAGGAAAAGGGUAGCACUUUGUU
Tigriopus californicus is the source of this 2147-nucleotide messenger RNA. RefSeq names its product esterase FE4-like. The record is from RefSeq and is a predicted model, not a curated record. The transcript is spliced from 5 exons. Lineage: Eukaryota; Metazoa; Arthropoda; Copepoda; Harpacticoida; Harpacticidae. The coding region runs from base 92 to 1759 and encodes 555 amino acids.